CGGCGCUUGGCACCGGGCCCCCGCGGCCCGGGCAAAAAGGCUGGGAGCGGGCCGCCGGGGGCGGCGGGAGAGCGGGUGCGGACACCCCUCUCUGAUCGCUGGCAGGCGCGGGCUCCGAGGCACCAUGAGCGGCCGGGUCGGGGACCUGAGCCCGCGGCAGGAGGAGGCUCUGGCCAAGUUCCGGGAGAACCUCCAGGAUGUGCUGCCCCUGGUACCCACGCCAGACGACUACUUCCUUCUGCGAUGGCUCCGAGCUCGAAGCUUCGACCUGCAGAAGUCAGAGGCCAUGUUGAGAAAGCAUGUGGAGUUCCGAAAACAAAAGGAUCUUGAAAAUAUUAUGAGUUGGCACCCCCCGGAGGUGGUCCAGCAGUACCUGUCUGGGGGGCUGUGUGGCUUUGACCUCAACGGCUGUCCCGUCUGGUACGACGUCAUCGGGCCCCUGGACGUCCGGGGCCUGCUGCUGUCGGCCUCCAAGCAGGACCUGCUCAGGACCAAGAUGAGAGACUGUGAGAUGCUCCGGCUGGUGUGUGCCCAGCAGUCGGAAAAGAUGGGAAAGAAAAUCGAAACCAUAACCAUGGUGUACGACUGUGAGGGGCUGGGCCUUAAGCAUCUCUGGAAACCUGCCGUGGAACUCUAUGGAGAGUUCCUCUGCAUGUUUGAGGAGAAUUACCCAGAGACCCUUGGACGCCUCUUUGUUGUGAAAGCCCCCAAGCUAUUCCCUGUGGCCUACAACCUUAUCAAACCCUUCCUGAGUGAAGACACGCGGAAGAAAAUCAUGGUUCUGGGCUCUAAUUGGAAGGAGGUUUUACUGAAGCACAUCAGCCCAGACCAACUGCCUAUGGAUUAUGGAGGCACCAUGACGGAUCCUGACGGAGACCCCAAGUGCAAGUCCAAGAUCAACUACGGGGGCGAAAUCCCCAAGAAGUAUUACAUCCGGGACCAGGUAAAGCAGCAGUAUGAGCACACGGUCCAGAUCAGCAGGGGCUCCUCCCAUCAGGUGGAGUACGAGAUCCUCUUCCCGGGGUGUGUCCUCAGGUGGCAGUUCAUGUCAGAUGGGGCAGACGUGGGCUUCGGGGUGUUCCUGAAGACAAAGACUGGUGAGCGUCAGAAAGCAGGCGAGAUGAACGAAGUCCUCCCCAGCCAGAGGUACAAUGCGCACCUGGUCCCUGAAGACGGGACACUCACCUGCGGAGAGCCUGGCAUCUACGUCCUGCGGUUUGACAACACCUACAGCUUCAUCCACGCUAAGAAGGUCAGCUUCACGGUGGAGGUGCUGCUCCCGGACAAGGCCUCCGAGGAGCGGCUGCAGCAGCUGGGAGAGAAGGGGCUGGCGCCUUCCCAGCACUGAGGGCCGCGGCCGUCCCGCCUCGGCCCCGCCGCCCCCCGCAGCCCCGCGUUAGGGCUCCACCCCUGCCUCCCGCGGGGCUGCCCUCAGCCCAGCCUGACAAGGGGGUGGGGGGGGGUAACUGGGGGGCGCAGAGAGGCCGGGUGGCUCAGGACAAGCCCCCUCCCUCUCCCCCCUCCGGCCUAACUCGGGGUCCCCUGGGGAGGCACUGGGGGCUCCCUCCCUCCCUCGAUUUGUGCCAACCUCGGUUUCUGUCCCGAGCCAGCUCCAGGCUGGACAAAACUACCGGGCCCAUGGGGGGGGGGCGCCAUUAGUCACCAGGACUCCGGGCCUGGACCCCGAGAAGCACAUUCGCUCCUAGAGGGAGGCCAGAGGUGGCCGAUGUCCGGGCCGCUGCGUCCCCGCUUUAGCUCCUCCGGGCCCGGCUCUUCCCUCCUGGAGGAGGUGCGGGGGCUCCUGGGCCGGCUUGGCUUAAUCUCUAAUGAAAACUGAUCAUUAAUCCCCAGAGCCCCUUGCCCCCCCGCGCCCCCCCAGCACUGCCAGCCCCUGUUCCGGGCCGGAGACCUCGGCCCGGCCCUCGGGGGCUUCUGGCCUAGUCAGCUGCGCCAGGGUAAACUCGCCCACGACCGGCCCCGAUGGCCCAGGAAGGCCCGGGGGCAGGACCGCCCCCCCCCAUGCCCCCUGGGAGGCGGGGCCGGAGCGCUGCCCAGAGUGGGGGCGGGGAGGGGGCGGGGCCGGGCUCCCCUUCAGGCCGCGGGGGCUUGGGCCCGGGGCAGAGCCGGUGGGCAGUGGGUGGGCAGACUUCUUCCACUGAUUUACGGGAAACGAGCUGGGCGGGCCCGGCAGGGGCGCCUGGGAGGGAGCUCCCCGUCCCUGGAGCUCUCGGUGGGGGCGGACACCCACCUGGCCGGGGAUGCCGCAGGGGGCUCUUGCUCAGGGACGGGUUAACCGGGCGCUUUCAGAGCUGGCUCCCCAGAGUCGGGGCCCGGGGGGAGGGCGUCUCGGUUUACAAAGAUUCUGUUAGGAAAAUUAACCAAUAAAUAAAUCUAUGUGA
This is a messenger RNA of Sarcophilus harrisii (Tasmanian devil), 2399 nucleotides long. It is a transcript of the gene SEC14L2, whose product is annotated as SEC14 like lipid binding 2. The record is from RefSeq and is a predicted model, not a curated record. Gene Ontology annotation, cellular component: cytoplasm. The coding region runs from base 125 to 1348 and encodes 407 amino acids. Lineage: Eukaryota; Metazoa; Chordata; Mammalia; Dasyuromorphia; Dasyuridae. The transcript is spliced from 12 exons.